AUGUCCACACACCUCAACCCGUCGAGCCAGCUCGGCUUCACCAUCUUGGGUCAUCAAGGGUCCCUCACCCAAACGAUAACUAGAACCCUUACAAUCACGAAUCCGAAUGAGCUACCGAUAGCUUUCAAGGUCAAGAACACUGCGCCAAAGUCGUAUUUCGUCCUUCCGAACUCUGGCCGUGUUGAAUCUGGCCAAAGUGUCGAUCUCUCCGUCAGCCUGAAGGAGGUACCUCUAUUAAAUGCAAAGUGCAAAGACAAGUUCCUAAUACAGUCGACUUUGAUAACACCGGAACGAGAAUCAGUCCCAUUUGGAGAUCUGUGGACUGGAUGGGGGACGGAUGAUGCUACUAAGAUCUACCAGCAAAAGCUUCGUGUCGUGCACCUCCCAGUAGAGGAAGCGCCAAUUCCAGAAGAUGCGACUGAACAACCCAGCAUGGUGGGGUCCGACGGUGAUGCUUCACAAUUCGACACAAUCAGAGAUAUAUCGACGGAUGACCAUCCAGCUGCUUCAGAACUCAUAGAGGCUGGUGACCUGCCUACUCCAGAACCCCAGCGAGUUUUACCCUCACUGCCCGCCCCUGAGCGCUCGGCGUCUCUCAUGUAUCCUGUGCUACAAUUGAACUUUGGAGCGAAUUUGCUCGGCGCCAUUCUUCUAUUGGUCCUUUACAUACUUCUUGUCCCAGAUUCCUGUUAAUUUAGUGAAUAUCAAGCUCUUGUAGGAAAGGUUAGAAACAAUGUUGAACGUAUCGUGGGAUACCCAGGCCAGAUAAACAGCUGGAGGGCCCCGGCACGCCCGAGCCAUAAAUGCUUAUGUAUAUUACGUAUACACACGUACUGGCAUGGUAUAUUCAGCGCUUGCACC
Messenger RNA from Cantharellus anzutake, 861 nucleotides. Its product is annotated as PapD-like protein. Bases 1 to 693 code for a protein of 230 amino acids. The record is from RefSeq and is a predicted model, not a curated record. The transcript is spliced from 6 exons. Gene Ontology annotation, biological process: endoplasmic reticulum membrane organization. Lineage: Eukaryota; Fungi; Basidiomycota; Agaricomycetes; Cantharellales; Hydnaceae. Gene Ontology annotation, molecular function: FFAT motif binding. Gene Ontology annotation, cellular component: endoplasmic reticulum membrane; plasma membrane.